Molecule: messenger RNA, 1050 nt
Organism: Chanos chanos (milkfish)
Lineage: Eukaryota; Metazoa; Chordata; Actinopteri; Gonorynchiformes; Chanidae
Gene: otx2a
Product: orthodenticle homeobox 2a
Exons: 3
Coding region: 1-1050 (349 amino acids)
Biological process (GO): regulation of transcription by RNA polymerase II; multicellular organism development
Cellular component (GO): nucleus
Molecular function (GO): RNA polymerase II cis-regulatory region sequence-specific DNA binding; DNA-binding transcription factor activity, RNA polymerase II-specific
Source: RefSeq, a predicted model, not a curated record
AUGAUGUCAUACCUCAAACAGGCCCCGUAUGCCAUGAACGGCUUGGGGCUCGGAGGGGCUGCCAUGGACCUCCUUCACCCUUCGGUUGGCUAUCCGGCCAACCCAAGGAAACAACGGAGGGAGAGGACGACUUUCACGCGCACGCAGUUAGACAUUCUGGAGUCACUGUUUGCCAAAACGCGCUAUCCGGACAUUUUCAUGAGAGAGGAGGUGGCGCUGAAAAUCAACUUACCCGAAUCCAGAGUGCAGGUCUGGUUUAAGAACCGCAGAGCAAAGUGUCGACAGCAACAACAGAGCGGGAACGCUUCCAAGAUCCGACCGGCCAAGAAGAAACCAUCCCCGUCCCGGGAGAGUCCUGGAUCUGAGAGCAGUGGCCAGUUCACUCCCCCAGCCAUCUCCAGUGCUGGCUCAUCUUCAUCUUCAUCAUCAACCUCAACUGGCUCAAACUCCACCGGUUUGGGAGCUGUAGGUCCAAACAGUUCCUCUGCUUCGGGCACUACCCCUGUGUCCUCCAUCUGGAGUCCUGCUCCCAUCUCGCCCGUCCCAGCACCUCCUUCCAUCCCCGACCCUGCACCUCCUACCAGUGCCUCCUGCAUGCAAAGAGGCAUUUCAGGGAGUGGAGCACCUUCGUAUCCAGUCUCCUAUAACCAAACCCCCGGGUAUGCUCAAGGGUACCCAGGUUCCACUUCGGGUUCCUACUUUGGGGGCAUGGAUUGCAGCUCCUACUUGGCACCAAUGCACCCUCAUCACCCGCAUUCACACCACACACACCAGCUUAGCUCCAUGACGGGCACCAGCAUGUCUGGGCACGGGCACCAUCACCACCAUAUAGGGCAGAAUAGCGGGCAUCACCACCCCCAUCACCCCCACCCUCAUCAAGGCUAUGCCACGGCGGGCCUACCCUUCAAUUCUUCGGACUGUCUGGAUUAUAAAGAUUAUAAAGAACAGGCGGCUGCGUCGUCAUGGAAACUGAACUUCGGCUCGGCAGCAACUGACUGCUUGGACUACAAAGAUCAAACGUCUGCUGCCUGGCGCUUUCAGGUCCUGUGA